CUUUCUAAUAUUAAAUACAACUAACUCUUUUUACACUAGUGACUAGUGAUUGUACAGAGACUAGUUGUCAUCUUAUUAUUCCAAGUAGCAAUUGCCAAUUUUAUUUGUAGGAGACAAACAAGCUAAGGACAAGAGUGAGGAGACUAUAAGCCAUUAUUCAUAGCAGGUGAUUGCUGGUCAAAUUGGACCAAUUCAUAAGUCAUUCUGCUAAGGACAAAAUGAGGUAUAGUAGUUAAGGCCGGACAUAGAAGAUUAACAUUGGAAACAUCUAUAAACAUGUAAUAAAAGAAUAAUGGAAUCCCUGCAUCAAUUUGCACUUCUUCUUCUCAAAAAUACAGAUUACACAGGAAACUUUUUUUAAUGCUCUAAUGAAAACGCAAUAAGAGACUAUUGUUAGAGCUGAUUAAGUACAUUACUAAUACCACGAUGCUAUAUACCAAGUUACAACCCUUUAUUCUGCUAUUUAUUUUCUCAGCCGUCUCUUCACUGGGUUGGGCAACUCCAAGUCAUUAUGAAGAGAAGAAUAACGGCAUGGUUUCAUGGAGUACUCAAAAGCAUCUUCUUGAGGCAACAAAUGCUAAACCAAUUUCACAGAACUCGCCUCUGAUAUUGGCUGCCGAGAGAACACAUAGAAAAGACCCUAGUAAUGGUUUUAACUAUUACAAGGGUGGAUGGAAUAUUAGUGAAAAGCACUACUUUUCUUCAGUUGGGUUCAGUGCUGCUCCUUUGUUCAUAAUAGGGGCAAUUUGGUUUGUGGGCUUCGGUUUGUGCAUGUUGGUCAUUGGUCUUUGCCAAUGCUUCUGCCAAUACCAACAUUAUUCUCACUAUUCUCGAACUACCUACUUACUCUCCCUCACAUUUCUCGCAGUGUUUACCAUUACAGCAAUAAUUGGAUGUGUUGUACUGUAUUUGGGGCAAGGGAAGUUCCACAAUGAGACAACAAAGACAUUGGAGUACGUUGUAGAGGAAGCAGAGUCAGUUGUGGAGAGUCUUGAGAAUGUGUCAACUUAUCUAAAUGCUUCUAAGAAUGUGGGAGUGGCUCAGUUCUCACUCCCUGCUAAUAUCAAACAAAGAAUCGACAGUGUUGAGAACAAGAUUAAUGCUUCUUCUACUAUUCUCCAACAAGGAACAGGGGACAAUGCCAACAGGAUUCGACAUUUUCUAGAUUCUGUGAGAGUGGCUCUUAUUAUAUUCUCGGCUGUGAUGCUGUUGUUUGCUUUGUUUGGUUUUGGUAAGCUUUUAAUUAGGAGGUUGAAUAAAUUAGUAGUACAAUGCUAUUUUUUACUUAUAAAAAACAAAAAUCAUUUUACUCUUUCCUUCUCAUGUUUUCCGCUUUACAGAUUGGUAGUUAUUGGGUGGAUCCUUGUAACAGUAACUUUGAUUCUAGGUGGGGUAUUUCUUCUUCUUCACAAUGUAGUGGGAGACACUUGUGUUGCAAUGGAUGAAUGGGUAAGAAACCCAACAUCCCAUUCAGCUUUGGAUGAUAUUCUCACCUGCGUUGAUAAUGCCACAGCCCAACAAACACUAUACGAAAGCAAAGAUGUCACCUUUCAAUUGGUCAGUAUCGUUAACCUGUUCAUCACCAAAGUAUCAAACUUUGAUGCUCCACCUCAGGCUGGACCAACCAUUUACUACAAUCAAUCUGGUCCAUUGGUUCCUAUCCUUUGUAAUCCAUUCAAUUCUAAUAUAACUGAUCGCCAAUGCCCUAGUAUUGAACUCAGUUUUCAGAAUGCUCAACAGGAAUGGAAAAAAUAUGUAUGCGAAGUUUCAGUAAUUGAAGGUAUUUGCACUAGUGUGGGUCGUUUGACCCCAAUUUACUAUGAUCAGUUAAUGGCAAUUGUAAAUGUGAGCUCUGUGUUAUACAAUUAUGGGCCUUUCCUUGUGGAGCUGGGAGACUGUACUUUUGUACGGAAAACCUUCAUGAAUAUUAGUUUAAACCAUUGUUCCGGACUGAGAGACAACAGUAGAUUGAUUGUUAUUGGGCUAGUUUUGGCUUCUGCUGCAGUUAUGCUUUGUUUGUUCUUAUGGGUUUUCUUCACCAAAGAAAGCAAACAUGGAGGUUAUGAUAAACAGACUCAACAAGAUAGUUUCUCUGUAGACAGAAAAAUAUAACCUAGCUAGUAUUGAUCGUGUAUAACUUUUUAAUAGUUAAUCAUGUUAUUGUAGUAAAAGUAAUUAUGUACUCAUACUGAUACUAGUACAUGAACAUCGAUCCUUUUACUAUAAAGUUGAUCAAACAAUUAUUGAUUGUUUAUUUAUUUAUUUAUUUAUUUUGAGAACACGUGAAAAACUAGUGAACUCCAAUGGACACUUUGACAGGACCAAGACUAGGACAAGAUGAUUUUAUUAAUGAACAGCCUCAACCAACACAAGAUGCUACACUAUCAAGAGAACCAAGCCACCACACCUUGUUCUUAGUGUUUUGCACAACCAUAAUUGGCCAACUCAGCCAACACAAGAUGUUACACAAUGAAAAUAACCAUCUAA
Messenger RNA from Cannabis sativa, 2487 nucleotides. RefSeq lists its product as uncharacterized. Bases 427 to 2112 code for a protein of 561 amino acids. The record is from RefSeq and is a predicted model, not a curated record. The transcript has 8 exons. NCBI's taxonomy places the organism in Eukaryota, Viridiplantae, Streptophyta, Magnoliopsida, Rosales, Cannabaceae. Gene Ontology annotation, cellular component: plasmodesma; plasma membrane.